CCGCCACGAAUCCUUCCUUAUGUCAAAAUAUUGUGUUUACAAAAAUUGAAAUUAAUAAAUAAUUAAAAUGAUGCAAGAAGAUUCGAACGGUGAAAAUUCAUUUGAAAUAAUUGACAAGAAGUCCGAGGAAUUGUGUAUUAAAGGAGAGACAACAGAUUCUGGCAGCAGCAUUUCAUCUUCAUAUUCCAUACCUUCUCCGAGUCUAGUAAAGGCUGGCAGUGGCGGGAAUUUGUUGGCAAAUGUACCGCCCCCAACUGCAUUGCCAGAAUAUUGGCCGAUGGUUGUUAAAGAUGCCCCUCAGAACAUAACAAGUCAACCGCAGUCUUCUGGAGAUGUUAAACCACCAUCACAAGUUUCAACAGCACCGAUUGGGGUUGCUACAACACAACCGACGAGUUUGGACAUCAGGCCUCUACCUUCGGCUUCCAGCCAAUUUCCCUCUACUCAGUUUAGUGCUGCGAUACCGCCAAGCAAAGGUAUACCACAGGGCCCCAUUCCGAUAGCAGAAUCCCCCGAAUAUGAUUAUUUGGGGGGCGGUUUUAUGGGGCUGGUUAAAGAGGCCUUUUCCAGCGGUGGGGUUUUGUCGAAAAUGGCGGAGAAAGCCAAAAACUCCGUGGAUUCGAUUAUAACGACAUUGGACCCGCAAAUGAGUGAAUAUAUUUAUUCGGGUGGGGAUACUGAGAUAACGGUUAUCAGCGAUUUGGAGGAUGAAGUGGGGGCUGUUAGGGAAGCUUUUCAUUCCGUUUUUGGCAAAGCUUGGGUCAAUGGAAUAAAAUUGGACAUGCCCCUUAAGGAAUUUUUACCAAUUGGACUUGAUCAAGGAUGGAACGAAGCCAACGAAAAAAUCGAAUAUUCCCUAAAAUUCAGAAACACCCCAACCAUAGCUAUUGAAAGCGUUUUAUUGCAGGAUAAUAAUGACUGGUAUGAUUUAAAUAUACUGAUGUUAAGGGAUAAUGACAGAAAUAUUUCUGUAAAAACGUUUUCUCAAGCAACUCCAAUACCGCUAAAUGCAAUUUUAAAAGAAAUUGAAACUGCUGGAUCUCAAUACAAAACUUUAGAAGUAUCACAAAAAUUGGCAAAAUACCUCAAGAACAAAAACGGAUGGCAACAAGAAAUAUCUGGUUUAUCAAAGAAGGAAACUUUGCUUUUAGCAGCUAAAACUUUAGUUAAUCUUUAUAGAAAUAAACUACCAGAAAUUCAGAAUUAAUUAUUUUAGUACUUACCUUAACAUUGCUUCUGCCAUGAUACAAACCUAUUUUUUGUAUAUAAUAUUUUAAUUUUAAGAUAUAUACCCUUUAUUAUGUGUAUUGUUAUGAAAUAA
Molecule: messenger RNA, 1321 nt
Organism: Brassicogethes aeneus
Lineage: Eukaryota; Metazoa; Arthropoda; Insecta; Coleoptera; Nitidulidae
Source: the annotation of a GenBank genome assembly